AACAACAAUAAAAAUCACACAAUAUAAAUAUGGUUAAAAAUAGGCGUUAUGAAGAGCAAGGCUCAGUGUUUGGCGUCAGACAUUUACAAUGUUUCCUGCUAUUCUGUGGUCUAUCAGUGGCCUAUGCCCUGAGAGUAAAUCUAUCGGUGGCCAUUGUGGCUAUGACCGAUAAGCAAGCCACAAAUCCGGACUUUGAUGAAUACGAUUGGUCGGAGAAAACCAAAUCAUUACUGCUGAGCAGCUUCUUUUGGGGUUAUGUCAUUACCCAAGUUCCAGCUGGCCAAUUGGCUAGGAAAUUUGGUGGUAAAAUUAUGAUGCUGACUGGCGUAUUCGUGUGUUCCCUCUUGACGGUAUUGACACCGAUUUGUGCUCGCCUCGGUGAUUGGCAAUUGGUGUGUGCCUUACGUGUUAUCAUGGGUCUGAGCCAGGGUUUCCUGUUUCCCUCAACACACACCAUCUUGUCGAAAUGGGCACCAGUUGAAGAGCGAGGAACUUUGGGUACCUACAGCUAUUCGGGUACACAAUUCGGCACUGUGGUUAUGUUAGCCACUAGUGGUGUUUUGGCCUCAUCCGUUAUGGGUUGGCCAAGCAUCUUCUAUUUUUCCGGAGGUAUUGGCUUGGUAUGGUCGGUGGUAUUUCUCAUUUGGGGUGCCAGUUCUCCAAGUGAAUAUCGCAACAUAUCCCCAGAAGAAAAGAAACUCAUUGAAACCUCCUUGGGAUCGAACAAUGAAGAUGAAGCCGCAAAAGUUCCCACAAAAACACCGUGGGUGAAAUUCUUUACCUCGGUACCAUUUUUGGUAUUGAUUCUUACCCACUGCACACAUAAUUGGGGUUUCUGGACAUUGCUUACGGAAAUUCCUUCGUAUAUGAAAAAUAUUCUCGGUAUGGACAUAAAGAGUAAUGCCCUGUUAUCGGCUCUGCCAUAUGCUGCCAUGUUCCUGAUGAGUUUUGUCUUCUCGGCCGUGCAAUCACAGCUAGGUAAACGUGAUUGCAUUCCUCUAUCGGUCAGUCGUAAACUGUUCAAUUCCAUUGGCCAUUGGAUUCCCAUGAUAACAUUGGUGCUGCUGGGUUAUGUAUCGGCCGAUAAUACAAACUUGGCCAUUAUUUUGCUGACCAUAACUGUGGGUAUUAAUGGUGCCACCUAUUUGGGUUUCCAAGUGAAUCACAUUGAUUUGUCACCCAAUUUUGCUGGUAUUCUGAUGGGCAUCACCAAUUGUGCGGCAAAUAUUAUGAGUAUUAUUGCCCCGCUGAUUGUGGGCUUUAUCGUCACCAAUGAGAAAGAUCCCGAUCAAUGGCGUAUUAUAUUCUUUAUUGCUGCCGGUUUCUAUUUCAUUGGCAAUUUGCUCUUUGUGCUCUUCGGCAAAACGGAAGUCCAGGCCUGGAAUGAUGCCCUACCCCAACCGUCAAAGGAAAAACGAAAUUCCACAUUUGUGGAGUCGCAACAUUAG
Molecule: messenger RNA, 1448 nt
Organism: Musca vetustissima
Lineage: Eukaryota; Metazoa; Arthropoda; Insecta; Diptera; Muscidae
Product: putative inorganic phosphate cotransporter
Exons: 4
Coding region: 30-1448 (472 amino acids)
Biological process (GO): monoatomic anion transport; transmembrane transport
Cellular component (GO): plasma membrane
Molecular function (GO): transmembrane transporter activity
Source: RefSeq, a predicted model, not a curated record